AUGCCUGCGGAAGAGCAAUGAAAAAGUACUCGAUUAACCGGUCAUUAUGUGGGAGCACUGUACUGUUGACGGGAGUCACUGGUUUCAUCGGUGGUUCGUUACUAGAGAGGAUAUUACGGUUGAAUCCUGGACCUAAUUGUGUUUACGUAUUGGUACGGAAGCGAGAGGGAUUGAGUCCAAGGGCACGGGUUGAUAAAAUUCUGGCGUCACCUUUAUUCGCAACAUUGGAACCAUCGACUCUGCUGAAGGUGAAGGUAAUUCCGUGCGACCUGACAGCUGAGAAUCUCGGAUUAUCCGACAAUGAUCGAGACGUUCUCUUAUCAGAAUGCAGCCACGUAUUCCACUCAGCGGCAUUCAUAUCAUUCGCCGCCAAUCUCGAUUCCGCGGUGCGUAUUAAUUUACUCAGCACACGUCAUCUUCUGGGACUGACGAAGCGAAUGCCGAAACUUCGGUCAAUGGUGCACAUUUCAACUGCGUAUGCAAACUGCACUAGAAACAGUGACGAAGAACUUCAGGAGAGACUUUACCCGUCCACUAUGGAGCCAGCCUCCUUUAUUGACAUGAUCGAAGGCAUGAGCUCGGAAGAAAUAAACAAUAAAACGAACGAAAUACUCGGAGAUCAUCAGAAUACUUACACAUUUACCAAGCAAAUGGCUGAGAAUCUUUUGGCUCUCGAGCGGGAGAAUGUACCCCUCUCCAUCGUGAGACCGAGCAUUGUGUUGAAUAGUUGGAGUCAACCAACUGUCGGUUGGGUGGACAACGUCAAUAGUGGUGCCUGUGGAUUCAUCGCUGGUAUUGGCAAGGGAUUAUUCCGCACAUUCCAGGCAACCCCGAAUACCCUUCUGGACGCCAUCCCCGUGGACAUGGUGGUCUCGACAAUCCUCGCAGCCUCCGCAAGAGCCCAACAAGAACCCCAGAACCUCCACAUUUUCCACUGCACCUCCAACACGAUAAACCCAACGACCUGGGACGAAUACUGCGAGGAGGUUGUGAAGGCCUGUCGAGCCCACCCCUGCGAGAAUGUCCUGUGGUACCCGAAGGCCAGGACCAGGGAGAACCACCUGAGGAACAUUUUAGUCAUCUACAUUUUCCAGAUAUUUCCGGCUUUCAUCAUCGACUGCAUUUUCCGCCUGUCGACCUCUGAGAAAAAACAUUUGGUUUACCAGGUACAACAGAAGUACCUGAAAGGCAACUCCUACACCUCAUUCUUCUCCACCCACAAGUGGAAAUUCGACCGUCGUAACAUCCAGUCCCUCCAGGACGCACUUGCACCCGACGAAAGAGCUGUUCAUCCCAUGGACCCACGACUCAUCAACUGGAGUCAGUACUUCGAAUUAUGUGUCCUCGGUACUCGGAGAUAUUUUCAUAAAGAGCCUGCUGCAACAACAGAUCGCGCACGAAGGCAGAUGAAACGGCUGAAAAUUAUUGCGGAAUUGACGCCGUUUCUCACCUUCGCACUCUGUACAUACAUCAUGUUUACGUUUGGAGCUUCGUGGAUUGUUGCCGCGAUUUUCAGUGCAGCAAUCGUUCUUUUCUUCAUUUGGUUAUAAUUGUUUAGGAAUUAACGACGGCAGUGGCUGUGUGGACGUCAAAAAUUUAACGCUCUAAUUUUUAUUUUAUGGACGACUUCAUGCGAUCUGAUUUUUCCCUCGACCUUCGGUGAAUGCGGAACAGGGGGGGAAUUGUAAGAGAAUUUAGUUUGACUUGGGGUUUAUUUGUAUUUUUUGUGUAUUUUUUUACGAAUAAAAAAUCUUUCUUGCUGGAAAUACUGAAGAUGAAACGUUUUUGCAUUGAGGGGAAAAUGAAGAACUUUGAGGUAUUGAAUGGUUGAAUGAUUCCUUGAGAACUCCACUGGGAGAGGAGUUUGUUUAGGAUAUUGAAUUUUAAGUAAAGGGAAAUAGAAAUAAUUAUUCAUGUGUUAUUCGUGGUUUUUGAUGAUUUUCAACACCUCUGUAAGAGGUUUUUUACACUGAGAAAAGAAUUAUAAUGGAAAUUGAA
Diachasma alloeum is the source of this 1998-nucleotide messenger RNA. RefSeq names its product putative fatty acyl-CoA reductase CG5065. Gene Ontology annotation, cellular component: peroxisome. Gene Ontology annotation, biological process: long-chain fatty-acyl-CoA metabolic process. The coding region runs from base 18 to 1550 and encodes 510 amino acids. Gene Ontology annotation, molecular function: alcohol-forming very long-chain fatty acyl-CoA reductase (NADP+) activity. NCBI's taxonomy places the organism in Eukaryota, Metazoa, Arthropoda, Insecta, Hymenoptera, Braconidae. The transcript has 6 exons. The record is from RefSeq and is a predicted model, not a curated record.